Molecule: messenger RNA, 1803 nt
Organism: Rhagoletis zephyria (snowberry fruit fly)
Lineage: Eukaryota; Metazoa; Arthropoda; Insecta; Diptera; Tephritidae
Source: RefSeq, a predicted model, not a curated record
AUGCUGCGCAUUUGGGGAGGUGGAAAGUACGAAGAUGACGCUCUCUACCAGAUCGCCGACGAGUAUGGCAUCUUUCUCUGGCACGACAUGAUGUUCGCCUGUGCACUCUACGAAACCGAUAAAGCCUUCCUCGAGUCAGUGGCGGUGGAGGUGACGCAGCAGAUUCGCCGUCUUCAGCACCACCCUUCCAUUGCCAUCUGGGCAGGCAACAACGAAAACGAGGUCGCCAUCGCUACUGGCUGGUGGAAGAAGGAGAUGAAGGAGGCGGACCUGCCUCGAAAAAUAAAAAAAAUUUACCGCACCUGGUCAGAUUUAGGUAUCCCCGGACCAAAGCCACGGUUUCUGAUUGGCAACGGCCUGGACAUCAUCCGGAACAGUCGAGCCGAAAUUGACAGCAAAUGGGCACGUCAGUACGGUAGCAUCUACGGCUACUACAUGGGCGUCUUUCCAAAUCUGGUCAUUACCGAUCCGGAGCUGGUGAAGCAGGUCUUUGUGAAAGAUUUUCCCCACUUUGUAAAUAGACUCCGCCUGAACGCCUACCACGAACUGUGGAACACCAACCUGCUGCUGGCUGAGGAUGAGGACUGGAAGAGAAUACGAACUAUUGUCACGCCGGCAUUCACCUCCGGCAAGCUGAAGUCAAUGCAAGGUCUGAUGAGCCAGUGCAUUGAAAAGCUGUCGACGUACCUGAACAAGGUGGCGGCGAAAGAGGGCGGCGGCAUCAUCACCGACACGAAGCAGGUCUUCAGCGGCUUCGCCAUCGACAUCAUCGCCUCGACCUCUUUUGGAACUGAGACCAACGCCAACGGCGACCGCGAGACGGAGGAUCCGCUGGUGCACAACGGGCGAGAGCUUUUCAAAGUUCGACCGCUGCAAACCUUUACGGCGCUCGCCCUGCCCCGGUGGUUUAACAACCUGGUGGGCAAUAAGACGCUCUUCAGGUUGGCGCCCUUUGAGUUUUUCAUCUCGCUGAUGCGCGAGAUAGUGAAGCAGCGCAAAGGCCACCAGAAAACGAAAACGAGACCCGAUCUGGUGCAGCUGAUGAUCGACGCGGCCGUCGACGAGCAGGCGAUGAAGGAGGUGAAGUUUGAGCAGCUGGCGGCCUCCAAUGAAGAGGGCGAGGAGACCGUUUUUUCGAGCAGCGGAAAACAGAAGUCGACGCUAAGCGACAAUGAGAUCAUCGCCAGCAGCAUUCUCUUCUUCAAUGCCGGCUUCGAGACGACCAGCGGCACCAUUGUCCACUGCUGCUUCGAAAUGGCGAAGAACCCCGAGGUGCAGGAGCGACUCUACCAGAAGAUUGUCGCUGCCACCGAGGGCCUGGAGCCUCGGUCUGAGGAGUUCUUUGACGUGGUCGUCAACCGCCUGCCGUACCUCGAAGCGACUAUCAUGGAGACGCUUCGCCUGUACCCGCCCAUUGCCAUUCUCCUUCGACGACUUAAAACCGACGGCUACGUUCUCGCCGGCCACCGACUGCCAUUUGACACGACGGUUGAGGUGGCCACCUACUACAUUCACCACAAUGAGGCCUACUAUCCGGACCCAGAGUCGUUUCAACCGGAGCGAUUUCUGCCCGAGAACAAACACAAACUGGUUCCGUACACCUUUUUGCCUUUCGGAAGUGGUCCACGCAACUGUGUUGGAAUGCGAUUUGCCCUGCAGGAAAUCAAAUUGUGCUUUGCGACUAUUCUGAAACAGUUCCGAUUUGAGCGUGCUCCCGGCACUCCUGAUGCAAUUGAGUUUGGCAAAGGAGCGCCGCUUUUGCUCUCAAAAACGUUUCCUCUAAAAAUUGUUAAACGACAAUAG